This is a messenger RNA of Striga asiatica, 765 nucleotides long. NCBI's taxonomy places the organism in Eukaryota, Viridiplantae, Streptophyta, Magnoliopsida, Lamiales, Orobanchaceae. The record is from the annotation of a GenBank genome assembly.
AUGGAAAAAGAUUUGCAGGGUGUCGAAUUGGGGCCGUCAUUUUUGGGGAUUCAAGAUGAUUUUAGGCAUGCCAAAUUUUUCGAUCAAUUUAUCGAAAAAUUCUCUCUACGAGAAAAAUCCCCCAAUUCUAAAACCCUAGGUCUUCGACAAAUUGAUCGACACUCGCCUCUUCACCGGCGGAGGUCUUCUUCCCCGGCAAGUUCGGAGAUCGGGACGACAUCGGGGCUGCAGAUGAGCGACAAGGCGGGCAUGAGUGGCUUCCUCCAACUGUCGACUGGUUCGUCGGCCAUGGCGGGGAGGAGUUGCGGCGCACGCCUGGUCGGGAUUCUUUCAGAGAGGACCGAAAUUGAAAUUUUGCCUACACGCACGUUCCCUCACGACAUAAAAUUUUUGGUAGAAACUAUAACUGCUGGAAGAAUAGACAAAAUCGCAAACGAUUCUGAACCUGAGAGCAGGCAUCAACUCAAGCUGCACCAAAUUAAACAAAAACACACCAAUAAUUAUAUAAGAGAAAAUAACGUCUACUGGUACACUUACGGGGUCAAGAAAGCUGGGUUCGGGGCCAUAAUCAGCGGUGAGGAGAAAAUACGAAGCUGUGACGGUGGCCACCAUUGUCGUCCUCCUCACAAGCUUGUCGGUUCUUGGGUCCAUUUUCGGAUUUCAAACAGCUUUUUCAGGAAGGAAUUAGCUGAUGGUCAGGGAGAACUGAGGACGGCGUUCAAGGGAGGAAACAGAAGAACAUCCCACUCAUCCAGGUCCUUCUAA